UUCGGUCAUUCCAUUCCUCCGAAGUUUUUACUUUUAUAUUUUACUCCUCCUGGUUUCGGUGUGCUAUUGUAAAUUUAAUUAAGUCAGCUUUUUCUCCUCCUUUCCGUCGCCGACGCUAGUGUGAUUUACCUUCCAACGGACUUAACUCAGCAUUUAGCAGUAAAAAAUAAACACCAACAGAAAACAAGAAUGUGGAAUUAAUUCAAAAUGAAAUUCUAAGAAGAAAAAGAGUGAUUUUGUGGAAAUAACUCCACAUCAGCUCACACGUCUGCCCAACCGCAAUUCAUAGGUGACCCUGGCCUAUACAAAAUGAUCGAUUCAGGUCUCAUGCAGUCUGCAAAUCUGACAGAAUUUAUAAUUCAAAAUGCAACAACGACAAUGUCAUCGGGAGCUUUCAUCGGCUCCGGAUGGGUUUCACCCUCGUCCUUGUCAACGACAAAUUUUAGAGGAAAUUUAUCCCUGGAGGCAGCGACAUUUACAUCGUUGCUCGGCAAUAAAACGGCCUUUCGGAAUUAUAAUAGCAGCAAUGAUGGAAGUGAUGAUGAUGAUGAUUCCAGUUCCGGUAUGCUGCUGGACAAUGAGGACGAUGACACGUAUAAUAGAUGUGACCCCAGUGGUAUUCAUUUCAACUGUACAAGGGAUGAAUUUCUCGAAUACGCCAGAGGACCACAACAGAUGCCUAUGAUAACAGUAAUGCUGGUCACAAUCAUAUUUGGCGGAAUCUUCAUAACUGGCAUUCUUGGAAAUGUUCUUGUUUGCGUGGUUAUUGUUCGCCAUUCUACCAUGCAUACGGCAACAAAUUAUUAUUUAUUUAGUUUAGCUGUGUCGGAUCUCAUGUUCCUGUUGUUGGGUCUUCCAUACGAAAUAAGUUUAUAUUGGCAUCAGUAUCCUUACAAUUUGGGUCUUCCGUUCUGUAAAAUACGAGCACUAAUUUCUGAAGCAUCGACAUAUGUAUCCGUCCUAACAAUAGUAGCAUUCUCAAUGGAACGCUUUUUGGCCAUCUGCCAUCCAUUGCACCUGUAUGCGAUGAGUGGUUUCAAGCGAGCCAUCAGGAUAGUUGCAGCCUUGUGGGUGAUAAGUUUCAUCAGUGCGAUUCCCUUUGCCAUUCUGACGAAAAUCGAUUAUCUAAAGUAUCCGCCUGAUAACACUACUAUAGAGAAGUCAGCAUUCUGUGCGAUGCUUGACUAUCCGGAGGGAUUUCCAUUGUGGGAGCUGUCCACGUGCUUGUUUUUUGUAAUACCAAUGGUCCUUAUUAUGAUAUUGUAUGGCCGAAUGGGAAUGCAGAUAAGGUCGAGGACGACACAACAACUGGGAGUUCAACAAGGAUCGAUGCACAAGGAAUCAAGACAUCAGCAAUCGCGGAAGGCUGUGAUACGAAUGUUAGCUGCUGUUGUCAUCACGUUUUUUGUUUGUUGGGCGCCAUUUCAUGCUCAACGUUUGCUCUAUUUAUAUGCCGGGCAAUGGGACCAUUACCAGGAUGUCAAUGAAUGGCUGUUCUCGUUUGCUGGCUUCAGUUAUUAUGUUUCAUGCACGAUUAAUCCAAUUUUAUAUAAUGUGAUGUCACAUCGGUAUCGGGUGGCAUUUAAAGAAACUCUUUGUGGCAAACGAAGGAGUUUUUAUUUCAACAAUGGCUUCGCCAGGGAUCAAUCGAGUUUUCGAGAGACAACAAUAGCAUCGACUGGUGGACCUUAUGACCGAGUUUAUUCCACCCGAAUGAGAUCCGUUCGAAAUAUGACUUAUAGAGAUAGAGGAUCAAUAAAAUCAACAAACAGUAUCUGGAUGAAAAAAUCCGAUUACGAAAAGUCAGCACAAAAUAACCUUAAACAGGACCAAAAUAACCACAGCACUAAUCUUGUCGUCGUUGUAGACAAAAACGUUAAUGGACGCCCUAAAGUCUACACUGAAAACGAUGCCCAAGAGAAUUUAAUAAAAAACAACGAAACGUGCAUUUAACAUGCUCUGGGACUUGAACUGAAUCUGGAACCAACAUCACCGUCCUUACGCAGUUCGAGCACCAAACGUUGUGGUAGAAAUUUUCUACACGUACACUACUCACCGGAUACUCACAUUAUCACGUGAAUAUACUCUAUUCCUAUAUUCGUAUAUACAUACAUAUGUAUACAUUGUAUAGGUAGAUUUGAAGUGAAAUGAAGUGAUGUGAGUGCAAGGACAUUAUUAUACCAAUUUAAUUAUUAUUAAUAUUAUAAUGUAUUGUUGUUAUUGCUUUUAUUUUUUUAAAUUAAAUUUUUACUACCAAAAUAAUAAUAAUAAUAAUAUUGUAUUGUUGUAGUUUUUGGACUGCUUUUGUUACGCAAUCUUUGUAAAUAAUGUACUAUAAAAAAAAAAACAAACAGUUUAAAAUUUAUUAAAUAUAAACAAAAGAAAACAAAAUAAAUUAUAAGCCUAGUCGAAUAAGUUUUUAAAAGUUGUGAUUGUGAUGUGAUCUAUCUAAUAAAGGAGAUUACCAACGAAAAGAAAUGAUAUUUACAUAUAAUAAAAUCUUCUUAUUAUAUCUUAAUAUCUUCAAAAAAAAAAAUUAAAAAUAAAAACA
Messenger RNA from Eupeodes corollae, 2551 nucleotides. RefSeq names its product neuropeptides capa receptor. Gene Ontology annotation, biological process: neuropeptide signaling pathway. The record is from RefSeq and is a predicted model, not a curated record. The coding region runs from base 310 to 1953 and encodes 547 amino acids. The transcript has 10 exons. Lineage: Eukaryota; Metazoa; Arthropoda; Insecta; Diptera; Syrphidae. Gene Ontology annotation, molecular function: neuromedin U receptor activity. Gene Ontology annotation, cellular component: plasma membrane.